AUGAAAAAGGGUUGGUUCAAUUCGAUCUUGUCUAAAAAAGAGUUAGAACACAGAUACGGGUGUGGAUUAAGUAAAUCAAUGGACAGUCUUGGUCCUACUGAAAAUACCAGUACAACGGAAGAUCCGAGUCUAAAUGAUACAGAAAAAAACAUUCAUAGUUGGAGAAAUAGUGACAGUUCUAGUUAUAGUAAUGUUGAUCAUUUAGUUCGUGUUAUGGACAUUCGGAAUUUCAUCUCUGAUACUCUUUUUUUACUUAUAGAUAGUAAAGGGGACAGUUAUUCCCUAUACUUCGAUAUUGAAAAUCAAAUUUUUGAGAUUGACAACGAUCCGUCUUUUCUGAAUGAACUGCAAAGUUCCUUUUCGAAUUAUUGGAAUUCAAGUUAUCUGAACUCUAGAUCUAAGAGUGGCGAUACUUAUAAUGAUCAUUCCAUGGAUUAUACUGAAGAUAGUUGGAAUAAUCACAUUAAUAAUUGCAUUGACAAUUAUCUUCAUUCUCAAAUCCGUAGUGGCAGUUCCAUCCUAAGUGAUAGUGACAAUUACAGUGAUAGUUACAUUUUGAGUUACAUUUUUAAUGAAAGUGGAAAUACCAGCGAAAGUUUCAGUAAAAGAAUUAUCACGAACGACAGUAAUUUCACUAAAAUCGAAAAUUCUACAAAUCUUGAUGGAACUCAAAAAUAUAAACAUUUGUGGGUUCAAUGCGAAAAUUGUUAUGCAUUAAAUUACAAGAAAUUACUUAAGUCAAAAAUGGGUAUUUGUGAACAAUGUGGAUAUCAUUUGAAAAUGAGUAGUUCAGAUAGAAUCGAACUUCUGAUUGAUCCUGGUACUUGGAAUCCUAUGGAUGAAGGUAUGGUCUCUAUGGAUCCUAUCGAAUUUCAUUCGGAGGAGGAAGCUUAUAAAGAUCGUAUUGAUUCUUAUCAAAUAAAUACAGGUUUAACUGAAGCUGUUCAAACAGGUAUAGGUCAACUAAACGGUAUUCCUGUAGCAAUUGGUGUUAUGGAUUUUCAGUUUAUGGGAGGCAGUAUGGGAUCCGUAGUAGGGGAAAAGAUCACCCGAUUGAUUGAGUAUGCUGCCAAUAAAUUAAUCCCCCUUAUUAUAGUAUGUGCUUCCGGGGGGGCACGCAUGCAAGAAGGAAGCUUGAGCUUAAUGCAAAUGGCGAAAAUCUCGUCUGUUUUAUAUGAUUAUCAAUCAAAUAAAAAGUUAUUUUAUGUAUCAAUCCUUACAUCUCCUACUACUGGUGGGGUGACCGCCAGCUUUGGUAUGUUGGGGGAUAUCAUUAUUGCUGAACCGAACGCCUACAUUGCAUUUGCGGGUAAAAGAGUAAUUGAGCAAACAUUGAAUAAGACAGUACCUGAAGGGUCACAAGCAGCCGAGUUUUUAUUCCAUAAGGGUUUAUUCGAUCCAAUCGUACCACGUAAUCUUUUAAAAGGCGUUCUAAGUGAGUUAUUUCAGCUGCAUGCUUUUUUUCCUUUGAAUCAAAAUAAAGGCGAGGAUUAA
Chenopodium quinoa (quinoa) is the source of this 1494-nucleotide messenger RNA. Lineage: Eukaryota; Viridiplantae; Streptophyta; Magnoliopsida; Caryophyllales; Amaranthaceae. The record is from the annotation of a RefSeq genome assembly.